AUGAACCCGUUAAUUCCGGGGCUAAGCCAGGUUUCGAGUCUUGAUAAGCUUCUAGGUGACAGUCCCUCGAAGCUUAAUCUCGCGUCGUACUAUCGUGGCUUAGACGGCGGAACGGAAGGCGCGGGUGGCGCGGCGGGGACGGGCGCAGGAGGGGGGGCGGGAGCAGGAAGCGGAGAUGGCGCUGGGAAGACGGGCGGAGAUGCAAGCGUGGAACAACAGCGGCUUGGGCUCAGCGGGUUAGGGAGGGCCUCUGGGGGGGAAGCGGGGGCAGGGGCGCGGACGGAUACGGAGGCGGGCGCUGUAGCUGGCGACGGCGGCGGCGGCGGCGGCUCAGCGGCCUCUGCUCCCGCGGGGUUUGCGGCACCUGUCGGCGCGGGAUCGGCAUCUGGCUUCUCCCCGCCGUCAGCGGCACCCAGCACGGCUCUCGCCUCUGGCGGCGUCGGCGGCGGCGGCGGCGGCGGUGCGGGAAGAAGAACAGAAGGCAUAGCGAGCCCUCCCCGUCGUGGCUUUCAGGCCCAUCCGCCCGCUCACAGACCCGCAACCCACGGCGCAACAGGCGCUACCGCAGCAGGGGGAGCAGGAGGCGGAGGAAGAGGUGGGGGGGGAGCAGCAGCAGCAGGGUCCGCGCGCGGGCUGUCCUCCCGCGAGGCAUCUGAAGAGCCGCGAUCCGACGGCGAGGGCGCGCGGUCCGAAGGCGAGUACGAGUUAGUCGCCUCCUUAGAACACCUGACGGACCCGGAGGAGAUUAAGAAGGUGAAGCGCAUGCUGUCGAACCGCGAGUCGGCGCGGCGGUCGCGGCGGCGCAAGCAGGCGCACGUGAGCGACCUGGAGGGGCACGUGCAUCAGCUGCAGGCGGAAAACGCGAGCCUGGCGAGCCGGCUGGGGGAGAUUGGGCGGAAAUACAACGAGGCGGCGGUGGAUAACCGCGUGCUGAAAUCCGACGUGGAGGCUCUGCGCGCCAAGGUGAAGAUGGCAGAGGAGAUGGUGGGUCGGGUCGCCCACAUGGCGCAGUACAUGUACCACCAGCCAAUGGCGUUCCGCCACGACGCAGCCUCCGCCGCCGCUGCUGCCGCCGCUGCUGCUGCCAUGCCGUACCCUUCGCCCAUAGACCUUCCUUACUAUCCCCGGCCCCACCGUGCAUCCCAACCCCCACCAGCGCCUUACGCCCUCCCUCCACACGCCGCCGCCCACGCCGCCCAGGCUUCUUAUGCCGGCCAUGCCCAUGCCGCCCAGGCCGCCCAGGCCGCCCACGCUGCCCAGGCCGCCCAGGCCUCUCAUGCCUCUCAUGCCGCCCAUGCUGCUUCUCUCUCCCUCGACCCUCACCAAGCCAAUGGCGUGCCGCCAUCUGGCAUGCACCCAAACCUCCUCGGAUUAGCGCCAGGCAUGGACCCGAACGUGUAUGGUAUGAUGCAGGCAGGUAUGGUGCCGGAAGGUAUGGUGGGGGCGAUGCCUGGUGCCGUACCUGGAGGGGAUGGUUCGGGAGGCAUGGGAGGGGCGAUGCCUGGUGCUCCUGGGUCUUCCUCUGCUGCUGCUGCCCACGCUGCUUAUGCCGCUGCUGUAGCAGCAGCGGCCGCAGGUGCAGCAUCAGCAUCAGGAGGAGGAGGAGUAGGAGGGGGAUUAGUACCAGGUGGGACAGGAUCAGGGGGGGGUGUAGGAGGAGGAGGAGGAGGAGGAGGAGGAGGAGGAGGAGGAGGAGGAGGAGGAGGAGGAGGAGGAGGAGGAGGAGGAGGAGGAGGGUCGCCUGCAAGAGGGGUGAGAGAGGGGAGCAACGGAGGAGGAGCAGGGGGUGGAGCAGGAGGGGGUGCCACUGGUGGGCCUGGUGCAGAGCCGACUGAAAGUGCUGGGGGACAGAUAGAGCGAUCAGGCAGCCUGCAGCGCGUUUCAAGCCUAGAUCAUCUGCAGAAGCGGAUGAGAGGGGCGGGAGCAGCUGACGUGUCAGCUGCCACGUCAGCAGCAGCAGGGGGAGGGGCGGCAGGGGCGCAGAAAUGGGCAUGUGGGUGUUGGGUUGGCAUGGUGCUGCUGCUGCAUGGGAUGGGGGGAGCUGCGUCAGGUGGAAUGGGUGGCACAUGGGAUUCUAUUUUGUGGGGUGUGGCGAGGAAGGGGUCUUGA
Closterium sp. Naga37s-1 is the source of this 2109-nucleotide messenger RNA. The record is from the annotation of a GenBank genome assembly. Lineage: Eukaryota; Viridiplantae; Streptophyta; Zygnematophyceae; Desmidiales; Closteriaceae.